UUGUGUUCCUUCAGUCUGCUGCGGAUCUCCACAGCGCCAUUAAAUACCAAUUUAACUACAUUUUAAUGUUCAGCAGCUCCUCUAUUGAAUUCAUACACCCCCCCGGGGUGUUCGAAAGCUAGAAUAAGUCGGAGGAACAACAACACGGGAACGCGGAAAGACUGUUCGUCUUGUUUUUCUACUUUUUAAACAACAGAGGAUGAAAUUCCUGCUGCUUCUGCUGUUUGUUUCUCUCGUUUGUCUCAGCAGCGGCUUCAAUGAGGUGGAAUAUGGGAAGAGAUAUGGGUUUGACAUGACAGAAAGAGCUCACACUUUGGAGUUCACUCCGAAAGACAGCUGGACUCCAUCAGUGCUGUGGAGACGCAGAGACACUCAGGUCGCAGACGGACAGAGGUGGAGGGUGUCUGGAACCUACUUCGAGAUCCCCAGUGUCACUCACAGAGACAGCGGCACCUACAGAGUGCUGGAUGACAGAAGGAGGAGGCGACUUGAGGAGACGCUCCAUGUAUACCAUCAUACAAUCGAAUUGGAUCUGAAGUCGGGCCAGCGCAUCUACUUCAGUGGUAAUGUGGCGAAACAUUCCUGCAACAUCUUCUUCUUUCCAAAAGCGGGAUAUGAGAUGCAGCUGGUGCAUGAGGGCGUUCUGCAAGACGACAUCGACAAUACACCUUGCAGUGGGUUUUAUUUUGAAAAACCCUGUCAGUUGUCAAAUGAGAACCCUGACUCGUCAUGCAGUGGACAUUAUGAAGUCAGGGAUGAACACGGUGACGUCACCUUGGACGUGUACGUGGAGAUGCAGUCUCAAUAUCCAAUAUACUUUGUCAUCGGAGGUUUCAUUUUGGUCGUUAUACUUGUGAGCUGCUGUGCAACGCGACUCUGCUGUGGACGGUCCUCAUCGAGGACCAAACCUCCAGCUGUUUCUGAGGCUGUUGUAAGACAUAACGAGUAUGAACAGGAGCCUGUCGGACCGAGACAAAACCAGCUCAGCCAGGCUCCGAGGACACGGCUCGCCGCUGAGCCCUCUCGUACCACGACUGGACCGCUGAUACACGAUGCUCCGAGAGUGAAUUUGCCACCGGCUUAUUCUUCGAUGUAUCCUCAUGUGCAUCAGCCAGACGGAGCAGCUGAGCCGCUCUGCUCCGAACCCGAGCCUCGGUUUGAACCGAAAGGAUUGAACUUUAACUUCACAGCCCCCCUCGGUUCCGAUUCAACGCAGUCCGACGUUUAUACCUCAGACAAACUCAACUUCCUUUGAAAGACGGGACUCCCACAUUUUGAAUUGUGUUCAUUGGUGUGAUUCUUUUUUUUUCUUUGUUUCAAGUCUUUUGUUGAAUAUGGUUUGUCACCACUGACCUCCUGGAGUCACUGUUUGAAUCCUGACAGGCGAUUCAAGCCGUAAUGUAAUCUGGCACAUCAACAUGGACAGAAUGGUCUCUUUUGUUAAAAACAGCAUUUGUAACAAAGAAAUGUAUCAACAAAUAUGUCAGCUGAACAUGCUGUGAGGAAAAAUCUCCUCUCUCUUAGCUACUUCAACAAGCCAUAAGUUUGUUUCCACUUUAUUUUGCGAUCUGGAUAAAAACUGCAGCUCAUUUACCGCGCAUGAGCAGAAAUCAUGAAGAGUUGCUCUAUUUUCAGUGUAUAAAUGAGGAAAUCAUCAGCUUGAGUCCUCAUAAUUCACAUCUACAGUUUAUCUUUUUUUUUUGACAAUCAGUCUACAACCAUGAAACAAGUGAAGAUAAUAAUUUACAUCUGCAUUUUGACACUUUUUUUUAUGUACUUUUUAAACCUCCAAAGCCACAAGCCGCAAAACGUGCCUGAAAGAUCACAAGUUUAAAGCCAAAGAUCAGAAUUAUGCUGCCAGUAAAAGCAUAAUUUUUUUUAUGGGAGUGUAUACAGUCAAAAUCAAAAUACGUUCAAAGUACUGACAGAGUUUUAACAGUUUAACUGGUCUGGUAGUUUGUUGUAGGACUGGAUGCUGAGUGUGUUUUAUUAUUAUUAUUGUGAUUAUUAUUAUUGUUAUUAUUAUUAUUAUUAUUAUUAUUGUUUUGGAGUUCUGCAAGUGGUGUAUUAUUUAUUGCAGAUCAGUUUGUCCGGUUAUAUUUUCAGGGAAGAGAAUUGCAUUAAUACACAGCCAUGUAUUUAUUUAAGAUAAAGACAGAUAUAUAUUUUGAUUUGAGAUCAUGGCGUAAUUUCAGUGAAAAUGUAGCUCUCUGGGCCACACAGGUGGAGUGGUUACCUUCAAAACUCACAGUGAGAAAUUCUCCCUUUUCAUUCUGGGCUUGAGUCUCUUCUUGCAUGUUUUUAGAAAUGUUUACAUAUUUUUGAUCAGUUUGAUUAGUUGAGCGUAUCUCUGUUUUCUGAGGCUGCCUGCAUGACCCCAACCCCCUGCGAGACCGUGGGCGAUGUGCUACAUGCAUGCAGCCGGGGAGGGGCCAUGCUCACGCAACCCGCCCCCAGUAUCCAACGAGCUGUGGGACUAAAAGCGAGGACGUCGUUGUUCUUGUGCAGAAUGUUAGUACAGGAAACAUUUCUAAAAGCACUGUCUUACGCUUUUGGCGGUACUCGCGCUGUUGGCGGUACCUCCGCCGUUAGCGGUACUCACGCUGUUGCAGUGUUUCCACUGUAGCGGUGCUUACACUGUUGGAGUAUUUCUCCUGUAGCAGUACUUGUGCUGGUUGCGGUGUCUCAGCUGGAUUGCGGUAUCUCCGCUGUUUGGGGUACUUACACUGUUGGCAGUACCUCCGCUGUUAGCGGUACUUACGCUGUUCGCGGUGUUUCUGCUGUAGCAGUGCUUAUGCUGUUGCGGUAUUUCCACUGUAGCGGUACUUACGCUGGGUGCAGUUUCUCCGCUGGUUGCGGUGUCUUCACUGAUCGCGCUCUCUCCACUGGGUGCGGUGUUAUGCUACUCGUGUUGUCUGCGCUCUUUGCGCAGCAGACCGCUCCGUGUUCUGCCCGAGUGGCGACAUAGCCUUCCGUUCUUAGUGUUAAUUAACUGUGCGGCCGGCGUUUCCAGCCUGCCGCCCUGUCCUUUCCCCACACCCGUUGCUCGGUGUGUGGCACCGCUCCCGCGGGAGCGGCGAGGCAGUCGUUUUCCCCCCACACCCACUUGUUUUGUCGUGCAGGUGGGCGAACGCCCCUUCCCUCGGCUUACCGCACCACCAUCCUGGGCACCUGAUACUCCGACUGGUGGUGCCACUGCAGAGCAGUGGGGAGCAGGUGGACGCCCCCUUCCCUCAGCCUCCACAGACAGGAUGUGGCAUAAGGUGCGAGAGAAGGGUGUUCGGCGAUGGACGAUUUUCAUCACGGUGUUACCUGUGGAGCCCCCUACAGGCGAAUCACGGCUGCUGUCCCCGUUGCCUUGGUCUCAGUCACCUCAGGGAGUCACUGUCAAACAAUCCGUGCAUGGACUGUGGCUCCAUGCCUAUGCGCAGCGGCCUGCUGGGCUGGAGCAGGUCCCUGCUGCUGCUGGGGGUUGCCAGGGGUCUCCCGUUUGUGGCAGUUGCCUGCCACUCAGCGCCCCCCCAGAGGGUCAGGGGGUUGGACUGUGGCUGCCAUGCAUGAUCCGGCUGGGGCCGGCCUGGAGCUCAUGCCCAAUGCUAUGGUGUCCCUCAGCUUUGCAUUACCAUUGUUCUGGCCUGCUGCACGCACCCGCCCUGGCUGUCGGGUAGCGCUAUGGCAGACGGGGGAAGGAGCCGUCAAGCUUCCCUUCUUGGACGGCCUGAUGUUCUGCGUUGCUGUGCGGACGGUGUACACCCCCUUCCUGCAGCUUACCGCAUCACUAUUGUCUGGCUGAUUUUGCUAGUGUGUGGUGCACACCCCCCCCGCUUCUGUCGUGAUGCCACUAUAGAGGCUGUUGGAGGAGGGAGCUGCUGGGCUGUCCUUCUCCUGGGCAUGGCCUUAGCUGUGAUUAAGAGAGCUUGGAAAGAGUUAUCUAGGCUUGGAGUCCAGACGGCCGAGGGGGGCCAUUGGUGCUGACGGGUUCGGCCCUGAGCCGACCUGGUUUUCUCUCGGAUUUGAUCCAAGAUAGACGCACCACAGAGCUUGAGAGGUAUUAUGGUAUAGCCUCUACACCAGGACUGGUCUGGUGCCUGUGGCAGUUGGGUUGAGAAUUUCCCCAACGGGCUAACCUGUACUGUUACAGCUGUAGAUGGCGUGCAGAAGUUUCUACUGGUGAGACUUGUUGAAAACCGCGUGAGUGUGAUACUGCAAGAAUGGAUAACCAGCAAGUUGAGAUCUGCUGUGAAUGUGGCGGUGAGAAAUAUGAGUGAAAUGCAUAUUCCAAUGCUUGCUGCGGUUUUACAGAUAAGAGCUGCGGAGCUGGCUAAGAGUCACAAUUUACUGCCCGAGUUUUAAUUUUUGGCUGGUUACGCAGACAACCGAGUAAUCUAAGAACACCGAGAGAAUUAAAGUAAUGCAUGGUGGUUUUGCAUUUGCUGGUUAAAAGGUGAUUGUGACUCCUCGCUUGUGCCACAAAACCGGCUGUAGAAGGGAAGCAGAAAGAUAGAAAUGCUGAGUUGAGAGAGGAGGAUCUGUUUUCGUUCACAGCGGCAGCUGUGGAGAAUUGACAGAGAGAGAGCGAGAGAGAAGCGGAGUGGAUCAUAUGGAGAAUAAUGAAGAAAUGAAGAGUUUGAUAUACAGCAGUACAGCAUUCUUCAGACACAGUAAUUCCGUGAUUAACAAGCUAAUAAAGCAAUUAUAUUAAGAUUAAAAACCCCAAUUAUAAGCAACUACGAUUAUGAAAUACAUAAAAACAAAGAUUAAGAUAAUGAGGUCAUUAAAAGAAGAAUAUAUACAGCAAUAUUUUUAAUUCAGGUAGAGGUCAUGAACUAAGAAAAAUCUAUAUUUCAAUGUGAAGUUUGAGCAAAUGAAGAAGUGAGGGUGUCAGCAGUUCUUGUUUGUUCAAGAACGAAGAGCGCAAGAACUAGAAGCUGCUGAACCUUGUGUCUCCUCGCUCUGGGAAUAUUUAGUAAACCUCUUCCUGAGGACCGUAGGGGUGCAGAAACAUGCACAUGGGCCCAGAUUGUUAUUUAUUUGGUCAAAAGUCAACUCCAAAAGAAAAUCUCAAAAUUUCUUCAAGUUUUAACACUCCAAGAAGAAAAGCUCUACUGUUCAUAAAUUUUUGUUCUUAUGAUAAAGUAAUGAAGUACGGUAAUUAAAUCGCCUGCAUCUUUUUCCGGACUCUCAGGGAAGCUGUGUUUUCCUGACAGCACUUGAACGCAGCGCGAGCGGAAACGCCCGUUGCGUUCCUUCAGUCUACUGCUGAUCUCCACAGCGUCUUUAACUACCGAUGUAACCACAUUUUAAUAUUUAGCAGCUCCUCUAUUGAAUUCAUACACCCCCCGGAGUGUUUGAAAGCUGGAAUAAGUUGGAGGAACAACAACAAGGGGACGCGGAAAGACUGUUGGUCUUGUUUUUCUACUUUAAACAACAGAGGAUGAAAUUCCUGCUGCUGCUGCUGCUGCUGCUGUUUGUUUGUCUCGUUUGUCUCAGUGAGUAAAUGUCUUAUCAGUGUCUUCAAAAUAACGCGCAGCUUGUGAAGCAUGUUUGUGAUACAACAGUUUGCUGCAAAAUGUUUUUUGUGUUUGUUCUGUCACUGUAUGCAAAAUGAUUAUCUGUUCCCCCGCCAUGAAAUAAACAUUACCACUUCCGCUCC
Salarias fasciatus (jewelled blenny) is the source of this 5653-nucleotide messenger RNA. RefSeq lists its product as uncharacterized. The coding region runs from base 200 to 1255 and encodes 351 amino acids. The record is from RefSeq and is a predicted model, not a curated record. Lineage: Eukaryota; Metazoa; Chordata; Actinopteri; Blenniiformes; Blenniidae. The transcript is spliced from 7 exons.